Molecule: messenger RNA, 6260 nt
Organism: Anguilla rostrata (American eel)
Lineage: Eukaryota; Metazoa; Chordata; Actinopteri; Anguilliformes; Anguillidae
Product: arf-GAP with Rho-GAP domain, ANK repeat and PH domain-containing protein 1-like
Exons: 35
Coding region: 338-4852 (1504 amino acids)
Biological process (GO): positive regulation of GTPase activity; regulation of cell shape; signal transduction
Cellular component (GO): cytoplasm
Molecular function (GO): protein binding; GTPase activator activity; phosphatidylinositol-3,4,5-trisphosphate binding
Source: RefSeq, a predicted model, not a curated record
AGUGGCAGAGAGAGAGAGAGAGAGAGAGAGAGAGAGAGAGAAAUGCGCUAGUCCUGCGUUCUUACAGACGCUCAGUCCGUCCUGGCGGGGAAUAUUGGAUGCUGCCCAUAAUGCCUUGCUGCCCUGCUGCCCUGAGGUAAUGGGACCUUUGUAUUAGAGCUUUGAGGGACUGAGACUCUGGUGCACACAGCUUGCAGCUUGCUGCCGGACACUGUUGACUGAACCAGGAAGAACCUGGAUUAGAAAGGUUGCGUCCCGUGCGGGGUUUGUGAUGCCGGGAUUGGCUGCGCCUUAAUCGCCUGGUCCUCUCAGUGCCGAAGAGUUCCGCGGCUCGGCCAUGGCGUCGGUGGCGGACUUCCUGUCCGUGUCCGAGUGGCUGACCGUGCUGCGGCUGGAGCAGUACGCCCAUGCCUUCCAGGGCGUCGGCUACGGCACGCUGUCCGAGUGCCGCAGCCUGACCCCCGGCGACCUGGAGCAGGUGGGCGUGGUCCUGCCGGGCCACCAGAAGCGCAUCUUGGCCAGCCUGCAGAAGAUGUUCUCGGAGGGGCAGGAGGGCGACAGGCCCAUCCCGCGGGAGAGGACCACCUUGCGCUCUCCCUCCCACUCGAGCGGCCGUGAGGGUGCCGAGGGCCAGGGGCCGGCGCAGUCCCGCAGCCCUAAAUACCCCGAUCGCUGCCCCGCCCCUCCCCCUAUCCCACCCAGGGUCACCACAAACCAACCCCCUGUCAAGUUCACCCCAGCACCUGUUCCCCGGUCACGCCCGGAGACCCUGCUGCUCCAGCCCCUCGAGCAGCAGCAUCCACCCCCUGUCUCCCUGUCCCCAUCAACGUCUUCCUCCUCUUCCUCAUCCUCUGCCUCAGAGCAGGCGCCUCACAGCGAGCAGUGUUCCACCUCGGGACAGGGGGACAUGGUAGUGCCACCGCUGCCACCCAAAUGCUACCCUGUGGCAGCCUCCAGAGAGCCCCGUGGCCCUCCUCCAUUGCCGCGGCGCCCCCCUAUCCCCGCUCCCAGAAUUGUGGUGCCCAAGACUCCACCCACACCCAGCGUCGCUCCGGUGCGCGAGCCUCAGGAGCCCGAGCGAGGUCCGGACGUCCCGGCCCGGGAUAAGGUGGCCAGCCAGCCCAGCACCGUGCCCGCCCUGCCCAAGAGGAGCGUCCUGCCGCCGCCCCCACAAUCCAGAUCUGACUCCACCAACAGCUCUGAGGACUAUGAGGAGCCAGAACCACUCUUCUUUGAGCCUGUAGACAUGGCAGAGAAGGACAGUUUUCUGCUUGUGCCGAGGCCGGAGCCGAAACGCUUCAGCAGUCUCUGCAGCGAAGACGAGCUCCUGGAUGACGACGGCGAAACGCCCUACGAGUCUGCAGCCUGCCGCCAGAGGUCUUGGGUCAUUUCCAGACUUAGUGCUGACCAGGAGAGCAUCUACCUACCCCCAGUGGGGAGGGUCCCCUCCCAGGACACCCGAGAUGACCUCACGCCUCAGCUCACUGCUGUUAUCAAAAUGGGCUGGCUGGACAAGAACCCGCCUCAGGGGUCCCUGAUCUACCAGAAGCGCUGGGUGAAACUGGACGCGGACUACCUGAGAUACUUUGACAGUGAGAAGGAUGUCUACUCAAAGAGGAUCAUACCAACGUCCUCAAUCACCGGCAUCACCAACAUUGGUGACCAGAAGUUUGAGGUGGUGACACACAACAGGACAUUCCUCUUCCGGGCCGAGAGCGACGUGGAGAGAAACGAGUGGGCGUCGGUCCUCCAGGAGGCGACGAGCGAGCGGCGUAUGAGCAGGGAUUCCAGCACCGGGGCGGUGGAGAGGCAGGGCUACCUGGAGCUGCGCGGCCUGCGCUCCAAGCUCUACGUGGUCGUGUGCGGAGACAAGGUCUACCUGUACAAGAACACCGAGGACUACAAAGUGGGCAUUGGCAUCACGUCCAUCGACAUGAACGUGGGCAAUGUGAAGGACAUGGACAAGAGGGCUUUUGACCUCACCACUCCUUACAGAAUAUUCAGCUUUGUUGCAGAGUCGGACCAGCAGAAGGAGGAGUGGGUAGAGGCCAUGAGGAACUCCAUUGGGGAGGCCCUGUCCAACUACGAGGUGGCCAAGAAGAUCUGGUCUGAGGAGUCCAAUGAGUUCUGUGCUGACUGUGGUGCUGCCAAACCAGAGUGGGCUGCUAUUAACCUGUGUGUGGUGUUCUGCAAGCGCUGCGCAGGGGAGCAUCGUGGUCUUGGACCCAGCAUCUCCAAAGUUCGGAGUCUGAAAAUGGACAAGAAAGUCUGGACAGAGGAGCUCAUUCAGGUGUUCCAGUUGCUAGGAAACGAGCGGGCGAACCACUUCUGGGCGGCGAACGUUCCCCCCAGUGAGGCCUUGUCUCAGUCCAGCUGCAGUGAGGACCGCCGGCGAUUUAUCACCGCAAAGUACCGCGAGGGAAAGUACCGCCGCUACCACCAGCUCUUUGGCAACCAGCAGGAGCUGGACAACGCCCUGUGCAUCAACGUCCAGACCAAUGAUGUGCUGGAGACUCUCUCCCUUGUGUUCUGUGGAGCCAAUGUGAACUGUGACACAGGAAACCCAGAAUUCCCCACUCCCAUUGCCCUGGCCCAGAGCUACAACCAGAAACUGCAAGUGGAGUUCCUGAGCCAGAACCGGAACGCAGAGAUUCCAAGGUCAGAGGUUGGAGGUCACAUGGACACAGUGCACUAUAUGGCCCCGCCCUCCAUCACGCACAAUGGGUUUCUCUUCAAGACCGCCUCCAUGGGACGACCAAUCACGGAGCGGAAAGCCAAAGAAGAGUUCAGUCGGCGGUGGUGUACUUUGAAUGAUGGGCAUUUUAACUAUUAUGAGAGUGACAAGAAUUCCACCCCCAAUGGAGGUCUGAAGAUGAAGGAAAUUGUCUGCCUUGUGGUCAAUCCACCAGAGAAACACGGUUAUGAUCACACGUUUGAGAUCUACACUGACUCUGAGCGAGUGUACCUGUUUGGAACAGACAACCCAGACUCCAUGAGGGAGUGGGUGAAAUCCAUUGCCAAGUCAUUCAUGCCGUCCAGUGCCGAGGAACUGCUGAACCGGGACUUUGAGCGGGUGGGCCGGCUGCGGUACAAGGACGGGCUGAACCUGCAGAGCUCCCGGGUGGGCUGGUUUGCCCUGGUGGGCUCUACGCUGUUCGCCUGCUUCGAAGACAGCGAGGGAGAAGAGGCCAUUCACCUGCGCAAGCUGCACGAGCUCUCUAUCCAACAGGAAAAUGAAGUGCUUGUUUUGGUGGAGAGAGGGAGGACCUUGUACAUUGAGGGUGAGCGAAAGCUGGACUUCUUGGGCUGGUCCAUGGCCAUCCAGCGUGCAGCUGGGAGUUCGGGGGACACCCUGUCCCAGCAGCAAUUGACGGAGGCGGACAUUCCCGUCAUAGUGGACCGCUGCAUCGACUACAUCACACAGUGCGGCCUGACGUCUGAAGGGAUCUACCGAAAGAGUGGCGUGAACUCCAAGAUCGCCGCCCUGCUGGAGACAUUUCGCCGGGACGCGCGCUGCAUGCGACUGAAGGAAGGGGAACACCAGGUGGACGACGUGUCAAAUGUGCUGAAGAGGUUCUUCAGAGACGUGGAGGAGGGCAUUUUCACCUCCCAGGCCACGCCCCACUGGCUCAGCACGACAGCUAUCGGGGAGCAGAGCAAAAAGAUUGCACAGUACCAGUUCCUGUUCAAUAGCCUGCCCAGGGUCAACAAGGCCACUCUACGAGCCCUUGUUAAUCACCUCUACUGCGUCCAGCGCUUUGCGGACAUGAAUCAGAUGAACCUGCACAACCUGGCCAUUGUUUUUGGCCCCACCCUCUUCCAGGCGGAUGGCAAGGACUACAAUGCUGGUCGAGUCAUUGAAGAGCUGAUCGAACACUAUGUGGCUAUAUUUAAUGUGAACGAACAACAGUUGAAAAAACAGCUGGAUGAGAUUACGGUCAUCAUUAAGGUGCGAGAGAACCUGAACGCCAAAGUCCCGAACACCAGCUCAGGAGACUUCAUUUGUACUGUUUACCUGGAGGAGAAGAGGGAAACAGCUGAGCAGCAUGUGAAGAUCCCUGCAACAAUGACUGCAGCCGAGCUUGUUGUGGAGAUUCUGGACCGACGGAAAAUCUCCCUCCGAGAGAAAGACUACUGGUGCUGCUUCGAGGUGAACGAGAAGGAAGAAACAGAACGUCCCCUGCACUAUCAGGAAAAAGUCCUGCCCAUCCUUCACUCACUGGGCACAGAAAGCUACCUGGUGGUACGGAAGCACUUCUCCAUGGAGGCCAUGCUUGUCUAUCUGGCCAGCAAAGUGGACGUCUCCAAACAUGGCAUGAUGAAGUUCCGUGAAGACCGGAACCUGCUCGGACUGGGCCUCAACACCGGCAGCUUCCACGACCGCUACUUCAUCCUCACCACCACCUCCCUCAGGCUCUAUAAGGAAGUGCGGAGUCUUCAAAAGCUACAGAGUCCUGAGCUACUGUGUAGCAACAGGCCAGAGAAGGAGUGGCCAGUCAAGUGCCUGAGGGUCUACCAGGGCAUCAAGAAGAAGCUGCGCCCUCCCACAUGCUGGGGGCUGACUGUGAUUUACGAAAACGAGAAACACGAAAAGCACGAGAGGCAGCAAUGGUACCUGUGCUGUGACACACAGAAUGAGAUGAGGGAGUGGUUUGCCACCUUUCUGAGCAUACAGCACGAGGGCAGCGUGUGGCCGGCGGAGACCAUAAAGAUGCGGGCGAGCCGGGUGGUGCCGCUGGAUGCCAGGUUGGGUAACGUGUCCCUAAUCCCACUGCGUGGCAGUGAGAACGAGAUGAGGAACAGCGUUGCUGCUUUCACUGCUGACCCGCUUGCUCUUUUCAGAAAUGUAUGAUAGUACAGCCUGACAUUAAGGGCAGUGACCAGCAGAGGGAAGCCUCGCGCAGGACAGCUACGUGAAGGCCAAGACCCGUUUCCUCGUAGAACAUUCCAGAACCUCCUGAUCACAGGGACAGACUAGCGCUUGUGUGGUUGCACACAUCCCUCCCCCUAUAAUCCAGUGGGAUCAGAAACACGGGACCACCACAGACGGUGCUGCGGCUCGGAGCCUUUUCUCCCCUUGGUCUGCCUCCUACAGGCCCGCUGGGUCCAGGGCCAGCCUGGCUGUGCGGCUAGGCUAGGGGCAUCUGUAGAAUCCCCCUGCCCCGUUCCCCUGACCACCCCCCUUUCUCCUUCAUACAUACCCCACGAGGACUUCUAGAGUGGUGCCUUCCCACCAUCUCAGGUGAACAUGCCCCCCCACCCCCUUCCCCACCCUGCACCACCCUCUGUCUUUGACAGAAUGUACCCUACCUGUUGGCUAACUGUCUAACUGAAAACGUGAGCCUGUCUCUGGACCUUACUGGAGCCAGUUUGUUAAGCCGAACACCUGACCCGUGCGGGCCUUGGUUGACCGGGGUUUAGCCGGGGACUGACCAUUACCAUUGUGGACUUUGUAAAGAACCGUCUCUCUGCUCUGCUGAGCUGAACUGUUUCCAUUCAGCUGCCUUUCAGCUCACCCAGCCUUUUAGAUGAUCUCAGUCAGACCAGACCUGUAACAUUUCAGACCAUUCCAAUUAAGGUUAUGACUUGCAGUAUUUUAAGAGGCUUGGCUGACUUUUCUAAAGGUGAGUAAUGUUUAUAGGUUUUGUUGUAAUUAAUUCAAAUAAACACUUAUGGUUGGCUCGGUAGAAGAGCCAACUGCUUCAGUAUUUGAUUGCGCCAGUUACUAAUUAUUAAGUUCUAAGUAAAUGUACAUUAUUUUGACAAAGGGUAGCUGACUUCACGUGUCUUCAUCCUCACCAGGUUUGCCCAAACCUGAUUUGCUUUUUGGCUUAAUGCAACAUUUUUAAAGACUUCUUUAAUUAUUUAUUGUGCAACAGCGAGAUUUCAAUCCUCCUCGUAGUAUGCCGUGAUGGAAUACCGUAUCAAAAUUUAAAAUAAAAUUUUAAAGAAAUCACUGUAGAAUUCACAGAGAAUGAAAUAAUUUCAGAUGUUGUCAGGACUGUAAGCUCUACGAAGGGAGAGUAGAAUCUGAAUCUAGUACAGGUUGUGUCUCCAUUGUAUGUUCCUCUGCAAACUAAUAAAUGUUAGAGUAAGAGAAAUGAAUAAUAAAUCCUUUCAAAGAUAAUUUUUCCAAGACAACUUGAAUGACACAUCUCUGGGUCCUGUUGCACAGGAGCCUGUGAUUUUUAUUAUUCUUACCGUUGUCUUCAUUAACAUUUUCGCAGUAUCAUUAUCCUCAUUAAAAUGUUCGAAAAGCA